UUUUCCCUAGUUUGGGUUUCGAUUUUGAGUAGGGGCUCAUCGACAUUUCUGGCAGCAGCUAGUACGCCCUAGAUGCCGAGUCCCACGAAGGCUUCUUUGCGGGUGGACCCCUGGGCUAGCAGUGAAACCCCUUGCUGUCUGCCUUCGCGGAGCCCGAGUCCAAGACUGCAAGCCCGACAGCCCUACAGAUCGCCAGUAGACAAGAGGGGGCGUUCACGCAGUCCGUUCGUGAAAGGCCUGGUACUUUCGUUCUAAAGCUCUCGUUUCCUUGGGGAACAGAACUGUUAGCGCAGCAGGUGCUCUGUCUUUAGUCUUCCCCGGUCCACCCACGGCCCAAAGGGUUUAAAUCUUGGCUCCAGUCUCUUGGGAGAAGUUAUAAUUAUUCAGUAUGUUUCCACUGAGUGAGGAAAACAAGCAUGUGGCCCAGCUCUUGUUCAGUUCUGGUACCUGUCCAAGAUGUAUCUUCAGAUUGUGUGGUGUGGAUCUUCAUGCACCUUACAGACGCUCAUCCAAGGAGUUGUUCAGUGAUCUACAGAAAUUUCUAGAAACUGAAAAAGAUGAAUUAAUUGUGGAAGUUUCAAACCCACCAUUGAAGAAAAUUCGUCUUCAAGAAGACGGAAUGGAUAAUUUGAGUGGAAAUGGAGAGGAGGGGGUCUCUGCCACAGAAGAUGAAAGGAUUGCUUCUGAGCCUUCAAAUUUGAGUGUGUGCAAUGUUUGCUUAGGAAUUCUUCAAGAAUUCUGUGAGAAAGAGUUUAUUAUAAAGGUGUGCCAAAAGGUUGAAGCCUCUGAGUUUGAAUUCACUAGUGUGGUUUUAUCGGUUUCCUUCCCGCCACAGCUGUCUGUGAGAGAGCAUGCUGCAUGGUUGCUGGUGAAACAGGAAAUGGGAAAGCGGAGUCUGUCAAUGGGAAGAAACGAUGUGGUUCAGCUGAAAGAAGCCUUCAAAUGGAUAACUCACCCCCUGUUCUCAGAGGAACUUGGAGUUCCCAUUGAUGGGAAGAGCUUGUUUGAAGUGAGUGUGGUCUUUGCUCAUCCAGAAACAGUUGAGGAUUGCCACUUCCUAGGUGAAGUUUGCCCAGAUUGUUUCAAACCAGCCAAAAACAAACAGUCAGUGUUCACCAGAAUGGCGGUUUUGAAAGCUUUGAAUAAGAUACGAGAAGAUGAUUUCCUCAAGCAAUUCCCUUGUCCUCCAAACUCACCAAAGACUGUGUGCACUGUCCUUGGAAUUGAGUGUACUCAUGGUGCUGUCUUUGUUGCUGGCAGAUAUAAUAAAUACUCCAGGAAUCUACCACAAACUCCUUGGAUAAUUGAUGGAGAAAGGAAAAUGGAAUCUUCAGUAGAAGAAUUAAUUUCAGAUCAUCUCUUGGCAGUAUUCAAAGCAGAGAGUUUUAAUUUCUCAUCCUCUGGAAGAGAAGAUGUAGAUGUGAGAACUUUAGGAAAUGGAAGGCCCUUCGCAGUGGAGCUGCUCAACCCCCGCAGAGUGCACUUCUCCUCACAGGAGGUCAAGGAGCUCCAGCAGAAAAUUAAUAAGUCGUCUGACAAAAUCCAAGUACGUGACCUGCAGCUUGUCACCAGAGAGGCAAUCGGGUACAUGAAGGAAGGCGAGGAGGAGAAGACCAAGACCUACAGUGCCUUGAUCUGGACAAAUAAAGUUAUACAGAAGAAAGACAUUGGAUUCCUAAAUGACCUAAAGGACUUAAAGAUUGACCAGAAAACACCUCUCCGGGUUCUUCACCGAAGGCCCUUGGCCGUGAGAACGCGGGCCAUUCACUCUAUGGAGACGCGCUACUUGGAUGAGCAUCAUUUUCGUCUGUAUUUGAAGACCCAAGCUGGGACCUACAUUAAAGAAUUUGUACACGGAGACUUUGGGCGAACCAAGCCGAAUAUUGGCUCUCUGAUGAACGUGACCGCAGACAUUCUUGAGCUAGAUGUGGAGUCUGUAGAUGUUGACUGGCCACCUGCUCUGGAUGACUAGCUCUCACAUUUCACACAAAGGGUUUUCCUGACAUCAUGUGGACAUACAGGCCGUGGAUCCUGGAAAAUGACUUACCCACCACAACGGUGUCUUUAAAACGGUGACUUGGAUCAUGUUGAUCUGUUUCUAAAGUUCACUGUAACAUCUCAGGAUACAUAUGUAUACAUAUUUGUGUUCUGUUGUUCUGAGUACGUCAGAUGUUUUCUCAUUCUCUGUUUCAUGACCAUGAAACCAAACUAGGAACCGAACCCUUUUCCUUUUUAAUUCUGGCACUUCGAACAUGUGCAGUGGGAGACACUGUUAGAGGAGCCGUGUCUUCCAGCAAGGCUUCCUACAGGAGACACGGCACCUUUAAAGGAAUGUACUCAAGUUUUCAGAUCAUCUGAAUAAAGGCUACAACUAGA
Messenger RNA from Onychomys torridus (southern grasshopper mouse), 2376 nucleotides. It is a transcript of the gene Pus10, whose product is annotated as pseudouridine synthase 10. Bases 389 to 1972 code for a protein of 527 amino acids. Gene Ontology annotation, biological process: tRNA pseudouridine synthesis. The transcript has 18 exons. The record is from RefSeq and is a predicted model, not a curated record. Gene Ontology annotation, molecular function: RNA binding; pseudouridine synthase activity. NCBI's taxonomy places the organism in Eukaryota, Metazoa, Chordata, Mammalia, Rodentia, Cricetidae.